CUACAUCCACGCGGCCCCUGGCUCGAUGGACAGCGCAGGCUCGGCGCCACCUGUGAAGAGACGCCGCCCCCUGCUAGCUGGCCUUUGGUCCAGCGGCGGCGCCGGCGGCGAGGCGGGCGCGGGUUCGGCCUCCGCGGCCACCGCGGGCGCCGAGGAUGCCCACGAGCACGACGACUGGAGCGGAGGGCCUCCACGCCGCCCCGCAGAGGGUGCGCCUCCCGAGCCCGAGCCGCCGAGCGGCGCCGCCUCGCAGGGCGGCCGCGACGGCGGCGACGGCGGCGGCCCCGUGCCACAGGGUGGGGCGGGCGACGUCGAGGUGCUGCUCGCAGCCUUCGCGGGCCGCGGGGGGCGCAUCGGGCUCGCUUGCGUGGACCUGGACGCCCCAGAGCGCGUGCUGCGCGUCACGGAGGUGGUCGACCCGACGUUCGAGCAGCUGCACCGGCUGAAGUGUGCCCUGCUGGGGGGGGGCGGCCGCCGCGGCCUGUGCGUCGUGUCGGCGAGGUCCCCGCCUGAGCUGCUGGCGCAGGCGGGCAGGCCUCUGGUGCCCUCGCAGCACGGGCGGGCCGAGGAGGAGGAGGAGGCGGAGGAGGCCUUCCCGGUCGCGGUCCUCAAAGGUGCCGAGUUCGAUGCGGAGGCCUGCAGGCAGCGGCUCCUGUCCCUGUGGGAGCACGGCCACACUGGGGAGGACAUUGGACGGGGCUAGGACGAGGAUAAAUCCGUUCAGAGCGUUCCAGAGCGCUCUCCGAGUGUUCCGGAACGCUCUGAGGUUCCGGAACGUACCGCGAAGGCCGCGGCGCCCGAGACAUCCUCCAGAGCCGCAGGGUUUCAGAGAUUCUCUCGAUGUAUCCCCACCCGCUUUUAUCUUCGCCCUGGCUUCGUCUUAGGACUCGGCGGCGCCGGACGGGCGCGCGCUGAGGGGCCAGGCCACACUGGACCUGGACAGCGACCAGCUCGUGCGGGCAGCGGGCGGCCUCGUUCGCUUCAUGGAGAAGCACCGCGCGCAGCUCGGGGACCUCGACGGCCCAGAGCAGCCGCUGCACGUCCACAGCGUCCGGUUGUUCUCCCUGGACGGCGUGCUCUACGUUGACCCCAGACCAUGAGCGCCCUGCAGGUCUUCCAAGAAGAUCGCCACCCUUCCAUGAUCCGAGGGCCGGGCCGCCCCAAGGAGGGCGUGUCGCUGUUUGGGCUCCUGGAGCCCUUCGUCGCCUCGGUACCUGGCCGCCAGGCGCUGCGGCGCUGGCUGCUGCAGCCCAGUCGAGACCUUGGGCUCCUGUCGGACAGGCUGGAUGCGGUGGAGGUGCUGCAUCGCUCGCGGAACGACGAGCUGCUGCGCGAGUUGCACCGAGAGCUCCGCGAGGUGCGGGACCUCGCCGCGCUGCUGCGGCGGAUCUUCAGCAACUAUCACUUCGACAACGCUCAGGACUGGCGCGGGCUUACCACCACGCUGGAGCACAUGUCUGCUGCGUUCGCGCUCGUUCGCAGAGACAGGGCCGUGGCGGCCUUGGCGCCGCUGUGCGGCGCCAAGGGCCUCGCGGCGGACGUGGCGGCCGCUGGCAACAUGCUCAGCAGGUUCGUGGACCUGGACGGGCAGCCGGCUGGCGGUGCCGAGGUGCACAUUUGCGAGGGCGUCGACACGGAGUUGGAUGCUGUGAGGGAGCAGUACGCGAACAUCGAUGUCCACCUCACAGAGGUGGCGAGGCUGGAGCGGAGGCGGCUUCUCCAGGAGCACCCGGACGGAGAUUGGGCCGCGGACGUAUUGGUAUUCCAUUACUUUCCGCAGAUCGGCUUCCACGCAUCGGUGCCGAACCCACUUGCCGACGAGGUUUGUGGCGGGGAUGGCGAUGCAGAGUCCAUGGAGCGGCUCAAGCGCGAUGCGCCGGCUCCGGCAGAGGACUGGCGCUACCAGUUUGCGGGCUCCGGCCGCCUCUUCUACAAGUGCCGCAUGGCAGCUCGGCUGGAUGCCGAGAUCGGCGACCUCCUGGUCGCGGCGCGCGAGCUGGAGCUGGAGCUGCUGCUCGGAGUGGUGGAGCGGCUGCGCCGGCUGGAGCCGCGGCUCUGCCGCGCAGCGCAGCUGCUCGCGGAGUUCGACGUGCUCGCGGGCUUCGCGGCGGCGGCGAAGGAGCACCGCUGGACGCGGCCCGCCUUCUCGCGGGACCCCGGUGUGCUGCGCAUCGUCCAGGGCCGGCACCCGCUGGUGGAGUCGCUGCUCGCGGCGCACCACGGCUUCGUGCCCAACCACACGGAGUUGGGUUUGCCUCUUGCACGCAAGGGCGACGACGGCGCCGCUCCCCGCGUCGCGCCGGCGCGUGUCCAGGUAGUAACAGGCGCAAACCUGGCUGGAAAAUCGGUUUACUUGAAACAGGUCGGGGUGAUAGUGUUGAUGGCCCAGGUUGGCUGCUUCGUGCCCGCAGACGAGGCCGAGCUCGGUCUCUGCGACCUGCUGCUCUCCAGGAUUCAGGGCGCAGAGGGGGCGGCUGUGCGCUUCUCCUCGUUCGGCAUUGACCUUACGCAGGUGUCGCUCGCGCUCAAGCACGCGACUGACUCCUCCCUGCUGCUGCUGGACGAGUUCGGCAAGGGCACGCACCCAGCGGACGGCGUGGCGCUUCUCGGAGCGACAGUAAGGCACCUUUGCCGCUGGAGCAGGGGGCCGAAGGCUGUCAUCACAACGCACUUCACCGAGGUGUUCCGUUUCGGCCUGCUGGCCCAGGACGAGCCAGGGUUGCAGAUUUGCAGCAUGCGGGUUCUGCCACCAGAAGAGGGCGGCGGCGGCGUGGCGUACCUUUAUCAGCUGGUGCCCGGCGUGGCUGCGAGGAGCUUCGGGAUCGAGUGCGCGAAAAAGGCCGGGAUGGACGCGUCUGUGCUGCAGCGCGCCACGGAGAUUUUGGAAUCCCUCGAGCGUGGAGUGGAGGUGCCCCCGCCUCGCAGCGGGCCCUGCGCGGAGGCCGCGGCCAAGGCGGACGCGCAGGACUCCCGUCGGCGAGGCAUCGCCAGACUGGUGGUGGACAGGCUGUGCGCCCUCAGUCCGGGCGACGAGGCGGCGUGCCGUGCGCUUCUGGGCUUCGUGUGGUCGCAGCAGGCCCAUCUUCGUGACCUGGCGGAGUGACUGGGCCCGGCGUGCCCGAUGCGCCCUUCCCCCGCGGGCCCGGUGCGGCUUGCCCCCCCUCCAUCGGAUCCCCCCCCAACCCGUG
Molecule: messenger RNA, 3188 nt
Organism: Prorocentrum cordatum
Lineage: Eukaryota; Dinophyceae; Prorocentrales; Prorocentraceae
Source: the annotation of a GenBank genome assembly